Scatophagus argus is the source of this 3731-nucleotide messenger RNA. Its product is annotated as deoxynucleoside triphosphate triphosphohydrolase SAMHD1-like. Lineage: Eukaryota; Metazoa; Chordata; Actinopteri; Scatophagidae. The transcript has 13 exons. The record is from RefSeq and is a predicted model, not a curated record. Bases 133 to 1566 code for a protein of 477 amino acids. Gene Ontology annotation, biological process: regulation of innate immune response; dGTP catabolic process; defense response to virus. Gene Ontology annotation, molecular function: dGTPase activity. Gene Ontology annotation, cellular component: nucleus.
GUGUGUAUAAAUAUGAACACAACACCUGGGCAUUUUACACCGCUUUUGAGUCUGCUGUGCAGAGCUGUCUGAUCAGCUGUGAGUAACGUUGCAAGUGGCUAAUCCAGAUUAACGCCUGUUUGUCGGAUCAACAUGGACAACCAAGAAGUCAUGCCCGUGAAUAAGGUGUUUAAUGAUCCCAUCCACGGGCAUGUGGACCUACACCCACUUCUCAUCAAAAUUGUGGAGACACCUCAGUUCCAGAGACUACGAAACCUCAAGCAGCUUGGAGGGACCUACUUUGUUUUUCCUGGAGCAUCUCACAACCGCUUUGAACACUCGAUUGGAGUGGCUUUCUUGGCAGGACAACUUGCGCAAGCUCUGCAAACUGGACAACCAGAACUCAACAUCUCCGACAGGGACAUCCUUUGUGUGCAGAUUGCUGGGCUCUGCCACGACCUGGGACAUGGGCCAUUCUCCCAUAUGUUUGAUGGGCUGUUCAUCCCCAAAGCACGUCCAGGAAUUACCUGGAAGCAUGAAACUGCCUCUCUGGCCAUGUUUGACCACAUGGUGGAGGUCAAUGACCUGAAGUCUGUGAUGGAGCAGCACGGCCUGGUGCUGUCUGAAGACCUGAUCUUCAUCAAGGAACUGAUUGCUGGACCAUUGGACGCUAAUGCAGCCAAAGGCAAGAAGUGGCAGUAUAAAGGCCGUCCAGAAGACAAAUCCUUCCUUUAUGAAAUCGUGGCCAACAAAAGAAAUGGAAUUGAUGUGGACAAGUGGGACUACUUUGCCAGGGACUGCCACCACCUGGGCAUCCAGAACAACUUUGACUAUCGCCGCUUUAUAAAGUUUGCCAGGGUGUGUGAGGUGGACGGAGAGAAACAAAUCUGCACUAGAGACAAGGAGGUGGACAAUGUGUGUGACAUGUUCCACACCAGGAACCGUCUCCACAGAAAAGCCUACCAGCACGCAGUGACCAAGAUCAUAGAGACCAUGAUCACAGAGGCCUUUUUUAAAGCAGACAAGCACAUCCAGAUUGAAGGCUCUGGAGGGAAGAAGUUCACUCUCUCCACAGCCAUAGAAGAUAUGGAGGCCUACACCAAGCUGACAGAUGGUGUGUUUGAACAAAUACUGAACUCUUCGUCCAAGGAGCUGGCUGAGGCGAGGCAGAUUCUACACAACGUUGUCCGUCGACGCCUCUAUAAGUGUGUGGGUCAAACUCAGGCUGAGGAACCCAUAAGUGUCACGCAGGAGAUGAUUCUCUCCUGGGAAGCAAAUUUGGCUCAGACCGUCCCUCUGAGUGGCGCCCAAGAUGUCAGUCUAAAGCCAGAGGACUUUGUAGUUAGAGUCAUUCAUAUAGACUUUGGGAUGAGGGAAAACAACCCCAUCGACAACGUGCGUUUCUAUUCCAAGGACGACCCAACCAAAGCCACCAAGAUUCCAGAGGAGAAAGUGUCUACACUUCUUCCAAGGCAGUUUGCUGAGCAACUGACCAGGCUCUACUGCAAGAAGACAGAUGCUGAAAGUCUGAAGGCAGCCAAGGAGUUUGGCAAGUGGUGGGAGAAUGAGUCUCUCAGCCUCAGGUAAUAUUUACAUCUGUUAGAGUGUAUCUAUUCUAUUCUGUUAAAAAAAAAAAGGUAGAGGCAACCAAAUGGCCAGUUAUUUAUAUUAUUUUACAGUAUGCUCACAAAUUCAUCAGGUCUGAGGUAAUUCAUCAGAUUUCUGAAGGGGAAAGGCUGAUCAUAAAGCACCACCAGCUCCAUAAUUUCCCUCAUAAUUGCUUUGGUCUUUUCACUGCUCAUACCAAGGGAAGACAGGAGAGGCUGCUGGCUUGUGUGUGACACUGAGCUCUGGCUAGCUUUAGCUUUAGCCGCUUUUCAUUUGCUAACUUCUUCAAACUGCGCAGGUUCAGCUGAGUGAUGGUGUUUUAAGUUUCUAAUUAGGUUUUUGUUCCCGACGUUUUCAUGGUAGCGUCUCCACGGUUUACUUUGGCCUUACGUGUAUUAAUUGCGAGCUUUGUGUCUUCUUCACUCACAGUGAAGAUGUGGUUAGCUGUGAUGUUAAUGUUUGCACCGUUGUGCCUUUGAUAUUUGGAUUUGGAUUUUUACGAACACAAAUCCCACCUCAUGUUACACACAUAUUUUAGUUUUUUUAGUCAAGUUUUAUUUUAAAAUUCCCCUGUGCAUCUGGAGCUGCAAGUGUCCCAUUUUUAAGUUGACUUACUUGUUUCAUACCAUGUGCUUAGCAAUAACCUACUAUCAUGCAUCUGCAUCAUGAACAUUAUGGUCAGUUAGUGUUGUGUGAUUUACUCAGAACAUGUAGACAUUCAGCUUUUAAAAGAAGUAAAUCAAAUCUGCAGCCAAAACUCACUUCCUCUGCUGAAUUAUUUACUUCUUUUUACUUGUGAAAUUAUUUGGGUUUGAUGUGAUCUUACAUUGAAUGCAUUUAUCUAAUUUAGAGGUGUUUUCUGGUUGACUUUGUUACUCUAUUUAUUGUUCUUACAGUAAAUAUGCUUGCAUCAUAGGUGGUGGUUUUGUUUUAAUUGAUUGUGUUAAAAGAUAUGUUUGAAAUAAUGUAAAGGGGAAACCUACCAAAGGUACUACUAGACGGGGUUUCAUAAUGUGGUAUAAUUUCUAUGUAAGUUGUGAUGAGCUAAAGUUAUAGUAUGCAAUGCAAUACGAUAGCAUGAACUGGUCAUGCUAUGUUUCCAUUUAAGAUUGAAAGAAAAGCAAGAUACAGCUGUAUUAAAAAUGAUACAACUGGUUAAGGGCCUGUAAGCUAUGGAAGGUAAAACUGUGUAAUUGUGAAACUGUUUUAUGGUAGUGAAACACUGUCUAUGGUAGCCAUACUCUGUCAAUGUAAUCUCAUUAUAAUUGCUGUGAGCCUGAAAAAGAACAUUUAUUGUAAUCCUGCAUAAAACAAUUAUUUUUAAAAAAUGGCACAGAAAGAGGCCUGGAAAUAAUGGUGUCUGGUGCCAGCCGAAACAUAGGCCAAAACUGGAAGGCAGCCCAGAGAGAAGAACUAAUGCUGUAAACUGUGCUGAAGAAGCAAAUAAAAAUAAAUAAAUAAAGACAAACAGGUGCAAGAUAAGGCCAGUGGAAAGUCCCCAGAAAACCUGGGGCAAGCUGACCUAAUGGUGUAAAAAGUCACCACCCAAUCCACAAUUUGACACAGCUACACCUUAGAAUUUACUGUAGUGUGGCUUUGAGUCUCUGCUCUGAGUCCACACCACAAUAACAAUUACAAAAUAAAACUCUUUUUCUUUCUCUUGAACACCACAAAUGGGCUAUACAAAUAAAAAUGGGCUAUACAAAUAAAAUUGACUUGACUUGACUUGACCACAUCAUGCAAACCAUUUAAACUUUAAUUUACAGUUGUUUUUCCACAGACAACAAGGCCACAGAGGCAUUCAGUGUGUGUGUGUUAUUGCAGUAUAAAAACUAUGAAUACAUGAGAACAACUUCCCAAGUCUGUAUAUGCAUGGCAGAUCAUAAGGAAACAGGCAGUAGUAAUGCAAUACUUCUAUAAAAGAUAUUGUAGUGCACUGAAAUGAAACAGUGACUUUUAAAACGAGUAUAAUUAAAUAGAAUAAUAUAUCUGUCUUUAAUAUAAAAAUGUCUCUUUGUCUUACCUUGAGAGUGUCUUAAUGUUGAGCUGCAGGGGGUGUUUGGUAACAAAAAGGGAAUUUUGUGCUAAAAAACUAAGUAAAGGAGGUCUCCUCAGAUAAGCUUUAAAUAAAACUUUGAACAAAA